AUGAAGUUUUCAAAUUCUUUGAAGUACAAUGCGGUGCCGGAAUGGCAAGAACACUACUUGAAUUAUUCGCAGCUCAAACGGCUAAUCUAUUCUCUGCAGGCUCAAGAUCUACGUGUAAUCGAUGAGGGCGGACAGGUAGACGCAGAACGCUUGAAAGCGCUUGAAGGGACGUCAAAAGCGCUUCAGAAAUUCAAAAACAAGUUCCGCAGAAACGAACGGACCGGCAGCGGCCAGAAAAAAUCCGAUGAAACUGCCAAUGACAUCGAGGGAGACGUCAAUGUGGAGACUUUGGAGUUGGACGAUUUCCGGUCCUCUGCACGCCGAAACGCGUCGAAGGCGGCCGCUUUUGACCAUCGUUCUUCGCUCUCCAGCGAUAGAACGCUUUUCAACCCACAGGACACGUUCAUGAGCAAACUGACCGACGAGCGUGCAAAAAUUGACGAUUUUUACAAGAAAUUGGAAGCCAAACUUUACGGUCGUUUCGAAACGCUACUCUCAGAUCUUCAAAAGGUGACCGGUGCCGGCCGUCGCGCCAGCGUUGGAACUGGCCUUGGCAGAGCAUCAUCGACCCCGUUCAAUGAAACUUUGGAUGACCCAGAAAGUGUGAUUGAUGGACGCAGUAACACCCACAGACGCGGGUCAGCAUUAUCAAGGCGCAGUACGGCGAUCGCAGAGCUGCACCGCGAGGGCGAUGAAGAAGAGGAAGAAGAAGAAGAGGAAGAGGAAGAAGAUUACGACGAGCAUCACGAAAACACCGCUUUGCUUAACUACUCUGACUUCAAUGUCAAAAGUCAAAAAAGGGCAAUUCUCAAAAAAAACUUGAUAGACCUAUACGUUGAUCUUGCCCAACUCAAAUCUUUUAUCGAACUCAACCGCAUCGGUUUCCUCAAAAUCUCCAAGAAAUUUGACAAAACGCUGAACUGCAACAUUAAGCAAGAGUUCAUCGAAUCCGGUGACUUUUUUGCGAACACCUAUGUAUUCCAGCCUCACACGUUGGAGACUUUGGACUCUCGAAUCAUGCAGCUAAUCGAUUCAUAUGCCCGCUUGACACACGGUGACCUGGUCGCCAGUAAAGAAGAGCUGAGAUCUUACUUACGCGACUUUAUCGUUUGGGAAAGAAAUACAGUAUGGAAAGAUAUGUUGGGGCUAGAGUCACACAACAACACUUUUACCUCUGCUGGAAGACCCGACGUAAACGGAGACAUCACCAAUUUGGAAAACAACACCCACCUAGAGUACCGCGUUUGGAAUCUUCCAAGACCUAUCAAGAUAAGAUCUUGGACGUGGUCCACCAUCAAGGUUCCGGAACUAUUUUUCACUCUCAAAGCUUUGAAACUGUACAUCAUUAUUGCAUGUACAAUUAUACUUCUCCUGGUUCCUACUUUCAACGAUCAUGCCCAACACCGUUGUAUGGCGCUUGUUGCUUGUGUCGCUUUCCUGUGGGCUUCUGAAGCUUUACCUUUAUUUGUUACAGCCAUCUUGGUUCCCAUGUUCGUCGUGGUUUUCAAAGUUGUUAAAACUUCGGACGGUAAAGUAAUGGAUGCCGCAGCAGCGUCUAGCUGGAUUUUGUCCAAGAUGUGGUCGUCCACUAUCAUGAUUUUGUUGGCUGGUUUCACGCUAGCCGCUGCCCUCUCCAAGUAUAACGUUGCAAAGGUUCUCGCAUCGUACUUACUCACAAUAGCAGGCACUAAACCCCGCAACGUUUUGCUCAUGACCAUGAGCGUUUGCUUCUUUUUGUCAAUGUGGAUCUCUAACGUUGCGGCCCCAGUCUUGACAUACUCUCUUAUCCAGCCUGUCCUCAAGACUUUAGACUAUAGUUCCCCUUUUGCAAGAUCACUUGUUCUUGGUGUUGCCCUAUCUGCUAAUGUCGGUGGUAUGGCGUCGCCCAUCUCAUCGCCUCAAAAUAUCAUCGCCAUGAACUAUUUGAAGCCAUACAACGUUGGUUGGGGUCAAUUUUUCGCCGUUGCCCUCCCAACCAGUAUCUUGUCCAUGUUGACUAUAUGGGGUCUCUUGUGUUUGACUUUCAAGAUCAACCAGACAACAUUGAAGAAAUACACUCCUAUCAAAGAAAGAUUCACAUUAAAGCAAUACUAUGUCAUAGUGGUAAGUUUGGCUACCAUCAUCCUAUGGUGUGUUGAAUCAAAAAUUGAGGACGUGUUCGGCGCCUCCGGAGAGAUAGCUGUGAUUCCAAUUGUUCUUUUCUUCGGAACCGGUCUGUUAAGCACUCAAGAUGUCAACAACUUCCCUUGGUCCAUUGUCAUUCUGGCUAUGGGUGGUAUUGCAUUGGGUGGCGCUGUCCAGUCCUCGGGUCUUUUGGCCACUAUUGCCGGUGCUUUGCAGCGUCGUGUCAUGGACUUCCCGAUAUACGCGGUUCUCAUCAUUUUCGGUGUUGUUAUGCUUGUGGUUGGUACGUUCGUGUCUCACACGGUGUCUGCCAUUAUUAUUGUGCCUCUAAUGCAAGAAGUCGGUGAUAAGUUGCCGGGGAAGAACUCUGCGCCUAUCUUGGUUUUCGGAUGUACUCUGCUCGCAUCAUGCGGUAUGGGGUUGGCAUCGUCAGGAUUCCCAAACGUCACAGCCAUUUCGAUGGUCGAUGAAGUGGGCAACCGUUAUCUGAGCGUCAAUACGUUCUUGACGCGUGGUAUCCCCGCUUCCUUUUUAGCAUUUCUCUGCGUCAUCACCCUGGGCUACGGGAUAAUGAACUCAGUCUUUUAA
Messenger RNA from Lachancea sp. 'fantastica', 2712 nucleotides. The record is from the annotation of a GenBank genome assembly. Lineage: Eukaryota; Fungi; Ascomycota; Saccharomycetes; Saccharomycetales; Saccharomycetaceae.